UUUGCACGCUCGGCACCGUCGUGUUCAGUUUGCCUUUUCGCUACCACCAGCCACUAUGUGCACCGACAUCUCGAAGGUCACGCUCAUCGUGCUCAACCUCGCGUUCGUCGUCGCUGGCGCGCUGCUCAUCUGGGUCGGCGCGUCGACGUCGUCGGGAUGGUCCAACAUCUUUGAGUCGGCGUCCAACGGCUCGACGACGACCACGUUCAACCUCAUCCUCGCCUUUGGCGUGCUCGUGCUCCUCAUCGCGUUCAUGGGCCUCAUGGGCGCGCUCAAGCGCCAGAAGUGCCUCCUCUACACGUACAGCUUUUUCGUGUUUGUCGCGCUCGCGAUCUUCAUCCUCAUCAUGAUCACGGGCUUUGCCGGUGCGUCGACCGCCAACAAGUGGAGCGACGCCAAGUUCCCGGCCGAGGACGCUGAAAAGUCGGUGGCUGAGGCUUUUGACACGGCGUACUGCGGCGUCAUGCUCCAGCACUACUGCGCCGCUGGCAGCCUCGGCGACGCGAUUGCCAUCUUUUCGCCCUCGACUUCGUCGGCGCUCACGCCCAUCAUCAAGGCGCUCAACCUCAACGCGAACGACCAAACGGGCCUCUCGGGGCUCUGCAAGAGCCUCAACUCGACGGCGGCGGGCUCGCUCGUCGAACUCAACGUCAAGACGUUCAAGACGAUCUGCGACGAGUGCAAGAAGACCGAGGACGUCGACUUUUCGGACCUCUACAAGUGGGGCCAGGACAACUGCCCGCUCACGACGUCGACCGCCUCGUGGUGCCUCUCUUAUAUUGAAACCAACAAGUACGACACGGCCACCGACGUCGUGUACCCCAAGUGCCGCCCGGCGGUCCUCGACCUCUUCAAGUCGUUUGCCAACAAGAUUGCGAUCGGCGCGCUCAUCUUUGCGAUCGCGGCGCUCGUCGUGCUCGUCAUGGCCUGCGUUGUCGCGCGCUCGGGCGCCAAGGAUGGCUCCAUGGCCUAAGUCGAUGCGGCCCAACUUUUCACAAAUUUCAAAAGUUAAGAUAAUUCUGCCAUGUACAGCGUUGUAUGCUCUUCUCCAUCAA
Molecule: messenger RNA, 1055 nt
Organism: Saprolegnia diclina VS20
Lineage: Eukaryota; Oomycota; Saprolegniomycetes; Saprolegniales; Saprolegniaceae
Exons: 1
Coding region: 56-973 (305 amino acids)
Cellular component (GO): membrane
Source: RefSeq, a predicted model, not a curated record